AUGUCAGACGCAGACUCUGACCGCGCUGCUCAAAUUGAGCUCGCCGCCAAGCGUAUAGCAUCGGUGGUUGCUGCAGCGAAUGUGAUUGGCGUCCUCGAAUGUGGUAUGCAGAUCGUAAUGGUUGUCUACGGCCUCUCCGCAUUCCUCGCCACGACAAAGGCGAGACGAAAAGGACGACUGCCCUACAUCUUAAUCAGCUUCGUCAUCCUCGUUCUCUCGGCUAUACCCACAUUCCUGAACGUCUGGUCCGAGUUCAACCUCAUUUACAAUUCCGGACCGGGUGAAAGCUACUACAAUGCAAUUGAAGCACUCUGGAUCUCCGGCGUGGUCAUCAUCUCCGGUCUCGAAGUCGGGGACAACCUCACCCAAAGCCUCGACGGCAGCGCAAUGCUCAUCCAUGUCUGCCUCAACAUUCUCGUCACACUCCUCAUUGUCGUCCGUCUCCUCCGCGCUCACCAUACUCUCUCCAAGGUCCUCCCAAAUCGCAAUCUGCGCGUGUACAGGGGAGCCAUCAGCAUCGUGAUCGAAUCUGCUUUACCCUUCACCAUAUGCCUCUUCAUAUCUGGUGUGGUUACUAUCUAUAGGACAGUCAAGGACGACGCCAUCUCCUGGGCUGCCUUCGCGACUGGGUUCAUGUCCGAUACAGUAGCGAGGAGUUUGGCGGCGCUCGCACCCCAAAUGAUUAUUUUCAGAGUGACAACUGGCAGGUCAUUAUCUCGGCACGAGGAGACCAUCGCCACGCAUCCGCAGAGCCGCAUGGUCUUCUCCCAGCCCCUGGCGUUUCAUCAUCCCGAAGAAUCAUACGGUGAUGGUUCAACUCCCAUGUUUCCUGGUCAAUCGAAGCAUGACCACGGCGACAUGGAGCUCAAAACGCAGGCGGCACCCUAA
Molecule: messenger RNA, 888 nt
Organism: Coprinopsis cinerea okayama7#130
Lineage: Eukaryota; Fungi; Basidiomycota; Agaricomycetes; Agaricales; Psathyrellaceae
Exons: 4
Coding region: 1-888 (295 amino acids)
Source: RefSeq, a predicted model, not a curated record